Lotus japonicus is the source of this 1574-nucleotide messenger RNA. RefSeq names its product AT-hook motif nuclear-localized protein 13-like. Lineage: Eukaryota; Viridiplantae; Streptophyta; Magnoliopsida; Fabales; Fabaceae. The transcript has 5 exons. The record is from RefSeq and is a predicted model, not a curated record. Bases 195 to 1253 code for a protein of 352 amino acids. Gene Ontology annotation, molecular function: minor groove of adenine-thymine-rich DNA binding.
AAAAAUCCCACUCACUCAUCUUAACUCAUUCUCACUCUCUCUCUUCUUCUUCUCUGUUGUUCCUCUUUCUCUCACUUAAAAACAGAGUCACUGUUCACACACACAAACACUGUGUGUUUAACUCUCAUCAAUCUUCAUCGUUUUCUUUCUCUGUUUUUCUCUGAUCGCAGGCGGAAGUAGCUGCAUUCGCCGGAAUGGAUUCCCGACCACCGCCACCGCCGCCGAACAUGAUGACCGCACCAAACUCCUACCCUCCGCCACCACCGACCAACAAUUCCUCCCCCAUGAUCAGCCCUAAUUCCAACAUCCUGGCCCCUGCAACCGCCCGAUUCCCCUUCGGCUCCCCUUCCCCUGCUCCGCCGCAGGCUCCUCCUCCUCCUCCUCCUCCGUCGGAGACUUUCUCGGCCUCCUUCGAAGGUGCCUCUUCCUCCCCCGCGGGUCUUGCCAAGAAGAAGAGGGGUCGGCCGAGGAAAUACUCCCCUGAUGGCAACAUUGCCCUGGGUCUGGCCCCAACUCAGGCGGCCCCGGCCCCCUCCGCCGGCGAUUCGGGCUCCGCUGAUGCUCCGCCGAAGAAACACAGGGGAAGGCCUCCGGGCUCCGGGAAGAAGCAAUUGGAUGCGCUUGGAGCUGGUGGGCUUGGUUUCACUCCUCACGUAAUCAUUGUGGAAACUGGGGAGGACAUCAUAGAAAAACUUGUGGCCUUCUCUCAGCAAGGACCUCGGACAGUUUGUAUUCUUUCUGCUUCUGGUGCAAUCCGCGAUGUCAUCCUUCGGAUUCCACAAUCUGCUGCCACUCAUACAUACGAGGGCCCAUAUGCGAUUAUAUCUUUAACAGGUGCUUUGGAGCCAUCUGAAAGCUAUGGUGGGCGUACCAGACCAAGGAAUUUGCGUAUUUCCAUGGCAGGGGCUGAUGGACGGGUUUCGGGUGGCGAAGUUGCUGGAACGCUAACUGCAGCUGAACCUGUACAGAUCAUUGUGGGUAGCUUCAUUGUGGAUGGGAAAAAAUCGAGCUCGAAUGUGGUGAGAUCUGGACCUUCACCUUCCUCAGCACCAACCUCCCAAAUGUUGGCCUUUGGUGCACCAGUAACUCCAACUAGCCCUCCUACCUCUCAAGGGCCUUCAACCGAGUCCUCGGAGGACAAUGAUCAAAGUUCUUUCAAUCGGGGGCCAGGACUCUACAACAAUGCUACUCAGCCUGUUCAUAGUAUGCAAAUGUACCAUCAUCCACUAUGGGCUGGCCAAACGCAUCACUGAAGGUGUGAAUUUGGGUACGGAUUAACAGUGCAGAAUCAGGAGGGUAUUUAUUUGCUUGAUUGUUCGAAGUAGUGGCUAGAGGUCAAUUCUAUAAUGCUAACAAGCAUUAUUAAGGUCUGACUUUAGAUCAGUUUAUUUUAAGGUUUAAGUUUAUCUCCAACUUUCAGUCGUCUAGGAUAUUUUUGGCUAUAAUUAGAAUUAUAGCAUUUCUAGUAAUGAUAGCCAAGGAUAUGCUAUGCAUUAUCUGAAUUGUGCCAUUUUGGAAUUUGGUGCCUGCACUUUGGCAGGAACAUAGUUAAAACAUGAUCUUUGCUUUCCUCA